UGCUUCACGACUUCCUCCGCAUUUCCUUCCACGAGUCAAUUCGCCACUUUGAUCAAAACGCACACCGCCGUCAAUGAACACUUGGCAGACAUAUGUGUAAAUUAGGAUAGGCCUACAUUUUACACUGAUUUACGGGGUCACGUAUUGUUUAGUGGUGAUGUUUCCCUCUACCGCUCUACUUUCCGAGUUCAAUUGUCCGUUUUAUGCGCGCGGACAAUGUCAUCGGCCGUUUUGCAAAUUCCACCAUGUGGAACGUGCAGGCAGCGUGUCCCCACGAGGUUAUGAAAGACACCCGACAAUUUCCACUGAAACUCCAAGCACUGGAAAUAACAAUGAAGUCUGUUUGCUGGAACUUCAGAAGAUUAACGAACAGAUUGAAUCAGCCAAGUGUGAGGUUGAAGAACAGCAAAGAAAACUUUCCUACUACAGGACAAUAGGCACAGAGAAGAAGGAGCAGUCUCUGAUGUCUUCCUCUGUUUCUAAAAGUAAAAAUAAGACUACUGCGAAUAAAAAAAUCUCAAACAAUAAGUAUGUUGUGGGAAAAUCAAAACCACGGACUGAUUUGGAGUAUGAUCCCUGUUCUAAUUUUGUAUCUGGCCUAAUGUCCAGUGGUGCCAGGCCAUGCAAAGACAGUGCUCCUGCAAAACCUGAAAAAGAAAAUAGUCGAACAAGUAGUAAAGUAUCAAAAAAUAAUCAAAAUGUGGAUGACUCAGAAGAUGAACCACUUGUUAUUGAUGUUCCAAGUGUAGAGGAAGAACCACAAGAUAACAAGCAAGCAGAACAAACCCAAACAUCCACUGAAAGGGCUUUAACUGAAUCUCCACAAAAACUCAUCAGCAAAGCACAACGAUGUCAUGAUAUUGCUGGAAAUAUUGUGUCUCAGACAAAACCACAGCGAAUCCACGUGCCACCUUCAAGAAGUGAGGAAGAGUCCUACACUGGAAAUGGGAGAGUGCCUCCAAAGCCACCGCAGUCGGAUGUGCCUCCUCCAAAAAGUGAAGAAGGGGCAAACAUUAGAAGGACAGAAGCACAGACGAAGCACCUGCAGCUCAUAGAACCUCCCGCUGAAGGUGUAGGUGGGGCGGCAGACAUUGGAAGUGCGAGAGUGCACACAAAGCCAAUGCAGAUCAGUGGACCACCACAUGCAAAAAGUGUAGAUCCCCCCAUUAUUGGAUAUGGAGGAGAGCAGACGAAACCACAACAGAUACAUAUGCCUCCUGCAAAAGGUGUACAGGUAAAUGCGGCAAAAACUGGAAGUGGGAAAGCACUUCAGUGUUUCGAAAAGGACCAAAUCAAAAUGGUUUCUCCAGCACCACCAGUUCAACACCACCAGGCACAACAACGAUUAACAAUAGGCCUACCACCAGAUGUUGGCGUGGCAGCAACAGCCGGUGAGCACAGCGCUUUAACGGCUCAGCUGGACGAUGAUGAGAAGACUGACUUUUUUAAUGUUCUGGAAAGCCUGUGUGCUUCUUUUGACGAGUUUGAGAAUGAGUGUGCAACAGCUGGCGGCAUCGGUUUGACCGUGCCCAUUCAGAAAAUGAAUGGGAACAACCCAGAUGCCGUUUGUCAGGGAGAGGACCUGGAGUUAUGCAGUGGCUAUCAGGAGUUAAAGGUGCAGAUAGCCAGCCUGGAGAUGGCGUUGGGGGUAUCCAGCGAAAGUGACAAAUUCGCCACUACUUCUACUAUGCUUCAGAGCCGCACGCAACACAUUAUAAAUCCCGAGGGACACCUGCCACUUCCCAUCCCCAAAAUCGCCUCCUCUCUGCCUCCAGUGACGCCAGCACCACCCCGCAGUGAUCAGGGGGUUUACGGUGUGCCAAACGCAGGCUGGACAUCGGCGCAGCAUGUUCCAAAUGGGAUGCAUGUACAGGUAUCUAAGCCGGUGCCACGGUCGGUGGUGACUGGGCGGGGCAGUGGGGUGGGGGUGGGAGCGGGCCAGUGUCUAUUGCGCCCCCAACAGCAUACAGAUGCAAGGCUGGGGUCAAACCCUGGAGGAGGGCAGCAUUGUCUAUUGCGCCCCCAACAGCAUACAGAGGCAAGGCUGGGGUCAAACCCUGGAGGAGAGCAGCAGUGUCUAUUGCGCCCCCAACAACAUACAGAUGCAAGGCUGGUGUCAAACCCUGGAGGCGGGCAAUGUCUUGUGCGUCCCCAGGGAAACGCAAAUGCACAGGCACGUAUACCGUCAGGCCAACACCAAUUUCUGAUGGCGCAAAAUCCAUCGGUCCACUCCACUAUUGGGGCCCACAACCUUGUUCAACAAGCCACUCUUGCAUCCUACACACAACCAGCAGCAUCCGUUACGAUACCCAAAGGAAUGGUGGGCAAAAAUGGCGAGGCCAUUGUGAUUUCCUCAGAGUCUGAGGAUGACGAGCUCAAUUACUCAGACUUUGAUUUGUCUGAAAGUGAUCCCAUGGAGGAGUGCUAUAGAAUCUUUAUGGAGGGAAAAGCGGAGGACGAGAAGAACGACUCGAUCGUGCACAAUUCCCCAGCAGUUGCCGAUGAAACCGCUGAAGCAGCUAAAAUUGCUGAGGCAGGCGUGAAGGCAAACAUGGACGGAAUGGAAAAAGGCCAGAGGAAUAGGGUUGCCCACAAACCAAAGCCUGAGGAAACGGUCGGAGCUUUCCAACUGCCGCCGAAUGCGCACUUCAUUCUACCCCAGAGCCACUCGGCCGUUCCCGUCAUCGUGCCGCUGCUGUGCCCCCCACAGCAGCCUGCAGCAGCACUGCCCCAGCCCCUCCUGCUCACACAACCCAAACCAAUGCCAACCAAACGCAAGGCCAAAGUGAAGAGUGAAGUGGAGGUGAAAGUUCCUCACAAUGUAAGACAGCGCUACGUCAACAUGUUUGUGGAGGAGUUUUUGAAAACCUCUACCUCUGUGCCAGAAGCAUUUGAAAAGGCUCUAAUCGAGGAGAAGUCUGUGUAUGACCGCAGCAUCAACAGGUUAAAGUACCUGAGUGUAGCCGUGAACGCCCUGAAGAGGCUGAGGAAUCAAAGUACCACUUCCAGUACAGAUGGAGAUGGAACUAGCGUGGCUAUAAAGGAAUCCAAAGGCCACAUUUCACUCAAGUCCAGUUCGCUACAUGGAGCAGGAGAUCCUGCUCUUUAUGAGAGUUUGAAGGAGCACGUCCUGUCUGAUGAGGUCUUGAGCAAAAACAACUACCCACUGCAGCACCCCAACCAGGCCGGAUGUGCUGUGCAGUACGGAGAGGUCAAGAAGACUCUGAAUGAUGAACUUAAAAGGAUUUGCUGUCGCUGUGGAUCAACAUUCAAUGUCAACCAGGCAGGUAAACACACCCGCACAGAGGAGUGCACCUACCACCACGGAAGGGUCGUGGAGAACAAGGUGCCAGGCGGAGUGGAGACGCGCUACAGCUGCUGUGAGGGGGCGGUGGGCACCGCUGGAUGCCAAGUCUUCAAGCUUCACGUCCAUGAUACCUGCAGCCUUUCUGGAUUUGUCAGUACGCGCCCUACACCAUCAGAUGUGCCAUGCUGCCCAGGGAUGUAUGCCAUAGACUGUGAGAUGUGUUACACCACCCAAGGGUUGGAGCUGAUAAGGGUGACCGUGGUCAACUCCAGCUUGCAGGUCAUCUACGACACUUUUGUCAAGCCUGAAAGUGAAGUUAUCGAUUACAACACCAGGUUCUCUGGCAUAUCUGAGAAGGACGUCAAGGGCACCAGCGUGUCUCUGAAGGACGUCCAGAAGGUCCUCAUGACCUUCAUCAGUGCAGACACCAUCCUCAUCGGCCACGAGCUGGACCAGGACCUCUGUGCCCUUAAACUUCUCCACAGCAUGGUCGUGGACACGUGCGUUUCAUUCCCUCACCGCCUGGGGCCUCCACACAAGCUGGAGCUGCACAACCUCACCGCCGACUACCUGCGCAAGAUCAUCCAGGAGGGUGAGGAUGGUCGCGACACAGGGGAAAAUGCCACAGCCUGCAUGCAGCUCAUGCUCUGGAGGGUGAAGGAGGACGCUAAAGUGAGGAAGUGGUGAAAUAUGGAUGCCACUGCCAAAGAAUUUCUUAGUAGAGUAAGAUGAUUCAAGCUCUGCCCACCCAAUGCAAAGGAGUGUGCUCAACGUUUGGUCUCCUAAGGGGGCGUCUUUGUGUGUUAUUUGGUGACGGCUUGCAUAAAUUGUGCGCUUCCGCCAUCUACAGUGCCAAAAGAGCUCCAUUUAUUCUCAACCAAAGGUCUCCUAACCGAAGGUCUCCUAAAGGGGAGUUCACCUGACAUCACAUGGAGCCAGGAAAUGCACGGCAUUGAAUCAUCUUGCUCUGCUCUCUUUGUGGAUGCCAAUCAGAGAGGGGAGGUGGGAGGUACUCUCCCGCCCAGAGAUGGGUCCUCAUCAUCACACCUGUCGCAUCUGCCAUGGGGCACCACUUCGCAGACACAUGUCAAAAACAGUGCACUUCAUUAUUGUAAUUAUCUGUGAUAUAAACACCCCUGUUUUGCACUGUCAAAGUUUACAGUUUAGUUCCACUGAUGGUUAAAUGUUACAUUCAUGAAGGUGUGUUUACUUUAGGGGGAAUAAAGUCUAUGGUGGUGGUGGUGUUAUUGGAUGUGAUAUGAGCAUGAAAUGCCAGAAGGGCUAGAAGAUUGUCUUGUCUGUGUUGUAAUGAAGUUAAUAUUGUGGCAGUUUGUUUAUUUUUGUUCAUUUAAGUUAUUUUAUUCCUAAUUAUUUAUUUUUGUUGGAUAUGCCUAAUUUCUGUGUAAACACCUAUGUUGACUGCCAAAAGAUGGUACACUCAAAACAUCCAGCUGUAUCUAAGUAUUUAAUGGGGUUGAAUUAAAAACACUGACUUGA
Molecule: messenger RNA, 4804 nt
Organism: Engraulis encrasicolus (European anchovy)
Lineage: Eukaryota; Metazoa; Chordata; Actinopteri; Clupeiformes; Engraulidae
Product: RNA exonuclease 1 homolog
Exons: 15
Coding region: 158-3994 (1278 amino acids)
Cellular component (GO): nucleus
Molecular function (GO): metal ion binding; exonuclease activity; nucleic acid binding
Source: RefSeq, a predicted model, not a curated record